Molecule: messenger RNA, 2478 nt
Organism: Nelumbo nucifera (sacred lotus)
Lineage: Eukaryota; Viridiplantae; Streptophyta; Magnoliopsida; Proteales; Nelumbonaceae
Product: zinc finger protein CONSTANS-LIKE 14
Molecular function (GO): protein binding; zinc ion binding
Source: RefSeq, a predicted model, not a curated record
AGUAAAAAGUGCCCGUAUGUCCUCCUCCACCUCCUCCAUCCACUCUGCUAACAGAAGGAAUUCUCUGUGAUACUCUGUUUAGGGGUUUCGCUUGCUCUUCCCUCUUUCUCUCGGCUCUUGCUCUUCAGGCUCAGUGAGCAAAGAUUGCUUGCUACUUCUGUGACUACCCUGCUACUGCUAAGGUCUUGUUGCUAUUUUUUGGCCAUGUAUAUAUGAUUUCUGUAUUUAGAUAGAUAUAGGAUUUACACGUAUUCUCAAUUUCUGUCUUCUGAUUCUUUCAAUCCUUUUUUUUUUUUCCUUUCCUUCUACUUGAUUCGUUGAGUUUGUCUCAACUCUCUAAUAUGGAGAAGAACCCUAGAUUAACAAAUAGUGAGGGCAUUCCUUGCGAUUUCUGCAACGAACAGAUCGCUGUUCUCUACUGCAGAGCUGAUUCUGCUAAGCUCUGUUUAUUCUGUGACCAUCAUGUCCACUCUGCCAACGCCUUAUCCCGUAAACACCUGCGUUCUCAGAUCUGCGACAAUUGCAGCUCCGAACCGGCCCCUAUCCGCUGUUCCACCGAUAAUCUCGUGCUAUGCCAAGAGUGCGACUGGGACGCACACGGGAACUGCUCUAUUUCCGCCUCUCACGAGCGCAAUCCGCUUGAGAGCUUCUCCGGUUGCCCUUCGGCGACUGAACUCGCUUCAGUUUGGGGCUUCGAUCUUGGAGAUAAGAAAUCUCUGAUGCCUCUCCCGCCAUCCCAGCUCUCGCAGGAUAAUCACAUGUUCCCAAGUUGGUCUGCCCUGGAUUCCGUUGUCUCUGUCGAUUCUUGGGUCUACAAGUAUGCUCCUGUGACUUUGCAUGAUCUGAUGUCGCCCAAUGAGAAUGGCCCUCCCUUGUACCCCAGUGUUCCGAGUGCCGAGAUUCCAGCACUGUCCAAACGGCAGAAUUCCAACUGUGGGAAGCAAACUCAAGUUAUAUUCAAGCAGUUAGUGGAACUGCUUAAGCGGGAUCUGGUCAGCGGUGAUGGAGUUGUGGACGAGCUGGGUCCUGGGACACCCGGUAGGACUACGCAACCAGGCAAUAUCGAAGCUCUUGAUUUGCCUGAUGGAGGUGAUGUGGUCGCAGACACCAAUCAAUUGUUGCAGCAGCAAACACCAUUUACGUCGUUGCUUAUGUUGCCUGCUCGUCUGGAUCCAAGAGAGAGCAAUCGUCUCAUUGAAGACAAUAUUAUGUGGGACUGUAAUCCCACCGACCAGGCCGCUCAGAUUUGGGAUUUUAAUUUAGGUAAAUCGAGGAAUCAUGAGGAGGCUGGUCCAUUAGAAGUCAGAUAUGGUUCAAGCAAUGCCGGUUUUAUCAUCAAGAGUUAUAAUGACCUUAUCAAGGGAACUAGCUUAACAGCUAAGAAAGUGGUGGAUGACAUAUAUGAGAUGAACUGGUUUAUGACACAUGAUGAUAUUUCAUCACAAAAUAACAACUCAAACAACCUAGCUGCAAGCCAGGGGCCAACGACCUCUGAAAGUAAUAAUAUACCAGUAUUGAGGGCAUCUUCGAGUUCAACUUUAGCUAAACCUAAAGCCUGUGGCAACAGCAAAGAUGCCCAUUUCCUCAAACAAUCUCUCUUGGUUAGCAGCGAAACUGCAAGAGCAGCAACCAAGGCUGACAUGGAGAUGGUAGCACAGAACAGAGGAAAUGCCAUGCUACGUUACAAGGAGAAAAAGAAAUCUCGAAGAUAUGAUAAGCACAUCCGGUAUGAAUCAAGGAAGGCAAGGGCUGAUGCCCGAAAGCGUGUGAAGGGCCGGUUUGUGAAGGCUAGUGAAGCUCUCAAUGCUGAAAGAAACAGCUGAACAGUUUUGAGGAUGAGCUAUGCUUCGGUCUGUAGAUAUUUAUUGCUCCUAAGGUGGUGACUGGAAAAAAAAAAUCAAGCAUUAUCUAUUCCUUUGGCCACUCCAAUUUGAUGUAGAAUCCGUGUGAAAAGUUAUGGGCCAUAAUGAAAGGGGGCAUAUGUUUGAAGUUUGAUGGAAAUGAGGCCUAACUAAGGGUUCACAAAAUGAUCUGCCCUGGUCCUGCCCAUGCCCAUGUCGGCCUACUUGAAGCUUUUCAUGAUAGGCCCACUGAGUAAUGCAAAUUCAGGCCUGGGCCUAGCCCCGCUGGAUGGUAGUAAGUAGGUGGGCAAGAUUACGGAGCCUAUCCAUUAUAUCUGGUAACUUUGUACUCCUAAAUAAGUCAAGUACCCUGCCAAGUGCCAAUCAAAUUUGGAUAUUUAUCUGAAAGCUUGACAAGCAUCUCUCUAUAUUUUUUGAAUCUAUUAGUAAUUUCUCUAUUCAUUGUAUCUCUUAAUCUCCUUGUACUACCAAGCCAUUCAUGGUGGAGUUAAGGGCCACCUGGACCUGGAUGUUCUCCAACACAUGGUUUCUUGGUUCUGCAGUACGAAUCGAUUCACUUUGAAUUGAUUCUUUAUUCAGAAUCUAAUCCCGGUUUCAAGUGAAUCACAUUACUACA